Aureobasidium musti is the source of this 570-nucleotide messenger RNA. The record is from the annotation of a GenBank genome assembly. NCBI's taxonomy places the organism in Eukaryota, Fungi, Ascomycota, Dothideomycetes, Dothideales, Saccotheciaceae.
AUGGCAUCCCCCCAACCAUCAACAACAGUUCAAAGCACCACCUUCACCUACCCACCCCACCACUCCUUCCCUCCCUUCUACACCCUACAACCAAACCAAACCACUCUAACCCGCCAACUCUCCCUCUGGUCCCAACUAAUCCUCUCCUUCUGCUCCCACCACCACACCUUCAAACUCUCCCCCUCAUCCGCAGCCACCCUCCCCCUUUUCUCAAACCAGAAAAUCCACCGCAGUCUAGACGCCCUCUCCAUAAAAAAAACUCCUCGACUACAUGGCAAGCCCCGAAGGAGAGUUCCGCGCCGAAUACGUGGGCAAAGAGAAGAGUACGGUCUGGGUUUGGUGGAAGAGUGCGGGGAGUGGGCGGAUGAAAUUGCGAGGUGGGUGGAUGAGACAGGCCAGAAAGGUGUUGUGUUGACGAUAUACGAAUUGAGGGAGUCGGAGGCGGUGGAGAGGCAGGAGUGGGUGGGUAUGGAUGAGGAUAUGUUGAGGAGGUGUUUGGAUGUGUUGGUUAAGAAGGGGAGGGCGCAGGUGUUUGGCCAGGCGGAUGGGAGUGGUGUCAAGUUCUUUUGA